Aegilops tauschii subsp. strangulata is the source of this 525-nucleotide messenger RNA. NCBI's taxonomy places the organism in Eukaryota, Viridiplantae, Streptophyta, Magnoliopsida, Poales, Poaceae. The record is from RefSeq and is a predicted model, not a curated record.
AUGUCCACCGGCCACCUCGCUCCGCCCAAUCCAGUGCUGCCACGUCACCCCGCCGCCGCUCUCCUCCAACCGAUGCGCGCCACCUCGCCUCCCCCGCGCCCACUUCGCCGCCAGCCACCCGGGGCCCAGAUCCGGCCAGCCCCGGGUCGAACCAGGCCGCACCGGGCCCGCUCCGCCCGCGUGCACCUCCGCGUCCCCGCACCAAGCGCCGCCGCCUCCCGCGCAUCCCGUGCCGCUGCGCUCCGCCGCCGCCUGCCUCUAGCUCCGCCGCUUGCCGCCUCGCGCGCUGCAGCACCACGCCCACCACCGCACGCCCGCGCCGCCACCCCGCAUCGCGCUGCACCGCCGCACUCUCCGGAGCUCGCCGCCGCUGCGGCCGGCCUCCUCCUCUUCGCCGGCACCCCUCCGGCCGGAUCCGGGUCGGGGCCGACCAGAUCCGCCUUGCCCCGGUGCUCCUCGCCUCGCUCGGGCCUCCCCGUGCCCUCGCCGGAGCCGGAGUUCCGGCAACCACCACUAUUGACCUGA